AGGGAAGCUUCAGCAAACCUCGGGCAGACUGGGGUGCGCUGGGGAGGGUGGGGCCGGACGCUGCCACAGCCGGGCGAUCCCUGCCCCUCCUCACCGCUCCCGCCCUCGCCCCUAUGGAUAAGCGACUGCCCCUUUAAGAGCAGUGGCCCCUCCUCCCUUUAGAGGAGGACCUAUUAGAGCCUUUGCCCCCGCGCCGGUGGCUCAGUGUUAGCUGUAGCGCCGCAUCUACACCAGCCAACCCAGAUCCCAAGAUCUGACAGCGCCCGGCCCAGAUCCCCACGCCUGCCAGGAGCAAGCCGAGAGCCAGCCGGGCCGGCGCACUCCGACCCCGACCAGUCUCUGUCCUUCGGCCCGAGCUCCGCGCCCUUUCCGGGACCCCUGCCCCGCGGGCAGCGCUGCCACCCUGCCGGCCAUGGAGACCCCGUCCCAGCGGCGCGCCACCCGCAGCGGGGCGCAGGCCAGCUCCACCCCGCUGUCGCCCACCCGCAUCACCCGACUGCAGGAGAAGGAGGAUCUGCAGGAGCUCAAUGACCGCUUGGCGGUCUACAUCGACCGUGUGCGCUCGCUGGAGACCGAGAAUGCAGGGCUGCGUCUUCGCAUCACCGAGUCUGAAGAGGUGGUCAGCCGCGAGGUGUCCGGCAUCAAGGCCGCCUACGAGGCUGAGCUCGGGGAUGCCCGCAAGACCCUCGACUCGGUGGCCAAGGAGCGCGCCCGCCUCCAGCUGGAGCUGAGCAAAGUGCGUGAGGAGUUUAAGGAGCUCAAAGCGCGCAAUACCAAGAAGGAGGGUGACUUGAUGGCUGCUCAGGCCCGGCUCAAGGACCUGGAGGCUCUGCUCAACUCCAAGGAGGCCGCUCUGAGUACUGCUCUCAGCGAGAAACGCACGCUGGAGGGCGAGCUACAUGAUCUGCGGGGGCAGGUGGCCAAGCUUGAGGCAGCCCUGGGUGAGGCUAAGAAGCAACUUCAGGAUGAGAUGCUGCGGCGGGUGGAUGCCGAGAACAGGCUGCAGACCCUGAAGGAGGAACUGGACUUCCAGAAGAACAUCUACAGUGAGGAGUUGCGUGAGACCAAGCGCCGCCAUGAGACUCGGCUGGUGGAGAUUGAUAACGGGAAGCAGCGUGAGUUUGAGAGCCGGCUGUCGGACGCCCUGCAGGAACUGCGGGCCCAGCAUGAGGACCAGGUGGAACAGUACAAGAAGGAGCUGGAGAAAACCUAUUCUGCCAAGCUGGAUAAUGCCAGGCUGUCUGCUGAGAGGAACAGCAACCUGGUGGGGGCCGCCCAUGAGGAGCUGCAGCAGUCCCGCAUCCGCAUCGACAGCCUCUCCGCCCAGCUCAGCCAGCUCCAAAAGCAGCUGGCAGCCAAGGAGGCGAAGCUUCGGGACUUGGAGGACUCCCUGUCCCGUGAGCGGGACACCAGCCGGCGGCUGCUGGCAGAGAAGGAGCGGGAGAUGGCCGAGAUGCGGGCAAGGAUGCAGCAGCAGCUGGAUGAGUACCAGGAGCUGCUAGACAUCAAGCUGGCCCUGGACAUGGAGAUCCACGCCUACCGCAAGCUCCUGGAGGGCGAGGAGGAGAGGCUGCGCCUGUCCCCCAGCCCCACCUCGCAGCGCAGCCGUGGCCGCGCCUCCUCCCACUCGUCCCAGACGCAGGGUGGGGGCAGCGUCACCAAAAAGCGCAAGCUGGAGUCCGUGGAGAGCAGCCGCAGCAGCUUCUCGCAGCAUGCGCGCACCAGCGGGCGCGUGGCCGUGGAGGAGGUGGACGAGGAGGGCAAGUUCGUGCGGCUGCGCAACAAGUCCAAUGAGGACCAGUCAAUGGGCAACUGGCAGAUCAAGCGCCAGAACGGAGAUGAUCCCUUGCUGACCUACCGCUUCCCGCCAAAGUUCACCCUAAAGGCUGGGCAGGUGGUGACGAUCUGGGCUGCAGGAGCUGGGGCCACCCACAGCCCCCCUACUGACUUGGUGUGGAAGGCACAGAACACCUGGGGCUGCGGGAACAGCCUGCGCACAGCUCUCAUCAACUCCACUGGGGAAGAGGUGGCCAUGCGCAAGCUGGUACGCUCAGUGACUGUGGUUGACGACGAUGAGGAUGAGGAUGGAGAUGACCUGCUCCAUCACCACCAUGGCUCCCACUGCAGCGGCUCGGGGGACCCCGCUGAGUACAACCUGCGCUCUCGCACCGUGCUGUGUGGGACGUGCGGGCAGCCUGCUGACAAGGCGUCUGCCAGCGGCUCAGGAGCCCAGGUGGGCGGAUCCAUCUCCUCUGGCUCUUCUGCCUCCAGUGUCACAGUCACUCGCAGCUACCGCAGUGUGGGGGGCAGUGGGGGUGGCAGCUUCGGGGACAACCUGGUCACCCGCUCCUACCUCCUGGGCAACUCCAGCGCCCGGACCCAGACCCCCCAGAACUGCCGCAUCAUGUAAUCUGGGACCUGCCAGGCAGGGGUGGGGGCAGAGGCCUCCAGUUUCCUCCUCACCUCAUGCCUAUCCUCUACCCUGCACCUCAGGGAGGGGGCUUGAAGCCAAAGAAAAAUAUCCCUUUGGUUUUUUUCUUCUGUAUUUUGUUUUUUUUUCUACGAGAAGUUAUUUUCUACAGUGGUUUUAUACUGAAGGAAAAACACAAGCAAAAAAAAAAAAGCAUCUAUCUCAAUCCUAAUUUCUCUUGCCUGCCUUUUCCCUGCUUCCAGGAAACUCCAAAUCUUCCUUAAAACCAAAGAGGGCUUCCUCUGCGAGCCAAGGGAAAGGGGUGCUUUUACAGAGCCUAGUUUCUGCUUCUCUGCCCUGGCUGCUGCCCCUGCCCCAGGGCCCCCAUGACAUGGUGCCUGAGAGGCAGGCGUGGAGGGGUCUCUGCCAGCCUCCUCUGGACAGCAGGCCGCCACCAGGCCAGCCUCUGUGAGGAGGAGGAGAGAGAGAGAGAAUACUUGGUCCCACUACACCUGGCUGAGGCUCCUCUGCCUGCCCCGUCCCCAGUCCCCACCCCUGCCCCCUGCCCCCUGCCCCCUGCCCUGGGGUGAGUCCAUUCUUCCAGGUGCCAGCUGCACUUGCUUUUUCUGUAUUUUAUUUAGACAAGAGAUGGGAAUGAGGUGGGAGGUAGAAGAAGGGGGAAGAAGGUGAGUUUGAGGUGCCUUCCCCAGCUUUAGAGCCUGGGUGGGCUCUGUGCAGUCACUGGAGGUUAAAGUCAAGCCAAGUCAAGCGGGGUGCAGGGAGGAGGGAGAGGGAAGCCACUGGAAAGGGUGAGAGCCUGCUGGGGCCCACCACAGAGGAGGAGGGCGGAGGGCGAGAGGGGGUAGGGAGGCACGGCAGUGGUUAUGGCAAACACUAAGGAUCCCCUAGCCUCCCCGUUUCCCAUCUGCACCCCUUCUCUCCUCCCCAAAUCAAUACACUAGUUGUUUCUA
Microcebus murinus (gray mouse lemur) is the source of this 3381-nucleotide messenger RNA. It is a transcript of the gene LMNA, whose product is annotated as lamin A/C. Gene Ontology annotation, biological process: nuclear envelope organization; nuclear migration; heterochromatin formation. Gene Ontology annotation, cellular component: nuclear lamina; nuclear envelope. The record is from RefSeq and is a predicted model, not a curated record. NCBI's taxonomy places the organism in Eukaryota, Metazoa, Chordata, Mammalia, Primates, Cheirogaleidae. Gene Ontology annotation, molecular function: structural constituent of cytoskeleton.